GCCAGCAAGGCGCACCCGGAGGGCCGCAGGGGCGCUUGCUGGAGCGUUCACAGCCAACCCCCAGCUCUGUCGGUGCACCACUAUGGCGUCCACCGCACAGAACACCCUGGAGCCGCUGCGGGCGGGAGGCGACAGCAAAGCCAAGGAUGAGGACAUGGAGGAAGAGCUGGAGUAUUCGCCCUUCUACGGCAUCGAGAAGGGCGCGGUGCUGCAGGAGGCGCGCUGCUUCAAUGACUCGCACGUCGACCCGCGACGUUGCCAGCAAGUCAUCACAAAGCUGCUCUACCUGCUCACCCAGGGCGAGAGCUUCACCAAGGCGGAGGCCUCCGAGGUCUUCUUCUCGGUGACCAAGCUGUUCCAGCACAAGGAUGUGCACCUGCGCCGCAUGGUGUACCUGGUCAUCAAGGAGAUCAUCCCCUCCUCUGAUGAGGUCAUCAUCAUCACCAGCUCCCUGAUGAAGGACAUGAACAGCAAGAACGAUCUGUACCGCGCCAACGCCAUCCGCGUGCUGUGCCGCAUCAUCGACUCCCAGAUGCUGCUCCAGAUCGAGCGCUACCUGAAGCAGGCGGUGGUGGACAAGAGCGCGGUGGUGGCCAGCGCGGUGCUGGCGGGGGCCAUCCACCUGGCGGGGGCAAACAGCGAGGUGAUCAAGCGGUGGAGCAACGAGGUGCAGGAGGCCAUCAACUCCAGGCACCCCAUGGUGCAGUUCCAGGCGGUGGCACUGAUGCACGCGCUGCGCGCCAACGACCGCCUGGCCGUCAGCAAGCUGGUCACGCAGCUGACGCGCAGCAACGUGCGGUCGCCCAUGGGGCAGUGCCUGCUGGUGCGCUACGUGGCGCAGGUGAUUGCGGAGAGCCAGCCGGGGGUGGGCAACGAGGUGCGCCCCUUCUACGACUUCCUGGAGAGCUGCCUGCGCCACAAGAGCGAGGUGGUGAUCUUUGAGGCGGCGCGCGCCAUCUGCAACAUGCGGGACGUCACCACCCGCGAGCUCACCCCCGCCGUCACCGUGCUCCAGCUCUUCCUCUCCUCCUCCAAGCCCGUGCUGCGCUUUGUGGCCGUGCGCACGCUCAACAAGGUGGCCAUGUCCCACCCCAUGGCGGUCACCAACUGCAACAUCGACAUGGAGUCGCUCAUCGCAGACCCCAACCGCAGCAUCGCCACGCUGGCCAUCACCACGCUGCUCAAGACGGGCAACGAGUCGUCCAUCGACCGCCUGCUCAAGCAGAUUGGCGGGUUCAUGAGCGAGAUUGCGGACGAGUUCAAGGUGGUGGUGGUGGAGGCUAUCAAGGCGCUGUGCCUCAAGUUCCCGCAGAAGUACCGCGGCCUCAUGAACUUCCUGUCCAACGUGCUGCGCGAGGAUGGCGGGUUUGAGUACAAGAAGGCCAUCGUGGAUGCCAUCCUGGUCCUCAUCCGCGACAUCCCCGAGGCGAAGGAGAUGGGCCUGGCCCAGCUGUGCGAGUUCAUCGAGGACUGCGAGUUCACCUUUCUGUCGGUGCAGAUCCUGCAUCUCAUGGGCGAGGAGGGGCCGCGCACCAAGGACCCCGCGCGCUACAUCCGCUACAUCUACAACCGCGUGAUUCUGGAGAACGCGACCGUGCGCGCGGCGGCGCUGUCCUCGCUGGCCCGCUUUGGCGCGCACUGCCCCGACCUGCGCGACCGCAUCCUCAUGCUCAUCAAGCGCGCCCUGUACGACAACGACGACGAGGCGAGCGCAGGGCCGGGGGGGAACGGGGUGCGGGACCGCGCCACGCUGUACCUGUACCAGCUGCAGGAGGCACCGGAGGGCCCUGAGAGCGUGGACCCUCACUGGCGCAUCCCCGCCAAGGGCCUGGAGGCGGCGCUGCAGGCGUACCUGGCCAGCCCAGACCAGGAGGAGCCGUUUGAUCUGUCCAGCGUGCCCGAGGUGGUGGCUCCCUCGCCCGCCAAGGCCAAGGCCAAGCCGCAGGGGCUGGCUGCCGCGGUGGCUGCGGGCCUCAGCAACGUGUCGGGCCCCGAGACGCAGGCAGACGAGUAUGCCGACAUGCUCAAGGCGGUGCCGCAGCUGGCGGCGCUGGGCCCGGUGUUCAAGACCUGCUCGCCGGUGCAGCUGACGGAGGAGGAGACCGAGUACAAGGUGGUGUGUGUGCGGCACGUGCUGGAGGGCCACAUCGUGUUCCAGUUCAACUGCACCAACACGGUGCGGGAGCAGGUGCUGGAGGAUGUCAGCGUCACCAUGGACCUGGCCGACGCGGAGGAGUUCAGCGAGGAGGCGGUGCUGCCGCUCAAGGUGAUGCCCGGGGUGGAGGAGGGGCCUGGGCAGACGUACGUGGUGCUGGCGCGCCCGCCCGGCUCCAUGGCGCUGGGCCGCUUCCUCAACAUCCUGCGCUUCCGCAUCAAGGAGAUCGACCCAACCACCGGCGAGGCUGAGGAGGAGGGGUACGAGGAUGAGUACCAGCUGGAGGAUGUGGAGGUGGCCGCCGCCGACUACAUCAAGCCCGCCUUUGCGCCCAACUUCCGCGCCGGCUGGGACGCGCUGCCCGAGGAGAGCGAGAUGGUGGACGACUACGGCAUCGGGCAGAGAGACUCGCUGCAGGACGCGGUGGAGGCUGUGGGGCGCAUCCUGGGCAUGCAGGCGUGCGAGGGGACGGACGCGGUGCCGCCCAACGCGCGCAGCCACACGCUGCUGCUGUCGGGCAUCGUGGUGGGCGAUGUGCAGGUGCUGGUGCGGCUCAGCUUUGGCAUCGAUGCGCAGCGGAAUGUGGCCAUGAAGCUGGCGGUGCGCAGCGAGUCGGCGGAUGUGUCGGAGGCGAUACACGCCAUCAUCCAGGAAGCGUAGCGGCAGCAGGUGGCGCCUGCCCCUAGGGUUGGCCGACAACCGCUUCUUAGUCGCCCCUCCGCGCGCCCCCCACUGUAGAACUGCUGCCCCUUUGCCUUUUUGUUCUCUUUGCAAUUUGCAAACUCCCUUUCAAGCUCCUGGCUGCGACUGUAACAUUGCUGCCAUUGUGA
This is a messenger RNA of Chlorella variabilis, 2985 nucleotides long. RefSeq lists its product as hypothetical. The coding region runs from base 83 to 2815 and encodes 910 amino acids. NCBI's taxonomy places the organism in Eukaryota, Viridiplantae, Chlorophyta, Trebouxiophyceae, Chlorellales, Chlorellaceae. Gene Ontology annotation, molecular function: structural molecule activity. Gene Ontology annotation, cellular component: endoplasmic reticulum; COPI vesicle coat; Golgi membrane. Gene Ontology annotation, biological process: endoplasmic reticulum to Golgi vesicle-mediated transport; intra-Golgi vesicle-mediated transport; intracellular protein transport. The transcript is spliced from 17 exons. The record is from RefSeq and is a predicted model, not a curated record.